AUCCACCACAAAUUCAACUAAAAAACAAUAUAUAUAAUUUAACAAUCCCAUUUACAAAUCAAAUAUUUCAAUAUUCAUCAUUAAAUUCAUUAUUUUCUCCAUCUCGUUUAUGGUCUGAUCCAGUUUCAUCUAUCUAUAAAAAUUAUAUUGAUGAAGUAAUCUCUAAACAUAUAAAGGAAGGAUAUAAUUUUGGUGCAUUGUUAAUUGAACCUAUUUUGAUGGGAGCAGGGGGAAUGAUAUUGGUAGAUCCAUUAUUUCAAAGAUUGUUGGUCAAGGGUGUUAGAGAGUUUAAUAGAUGGGGCAAUUUAAGAAAGGAUCAGGAAAGAGAGAAAUGUGAAGAUGAAAAAGAAUGGAAAGGAUUACCAGUGAUUUUUGAUGAAGUAUUUACAGGACUUUGGAGAUUAGGAAAAUUAAGUGGUGCAGAUAUUUUGGGAGUGAAUCCUGAUAUAGCUGCAUAUGCAAAACUCUUAACAGGUGGUUUGCUUCCAUUAGCUACCACACUUUCAACCGAAUCAAUAUUUAAUAAUUUUCUUGGGGAUACAAAAGUUGAUUCAUUAUUACAUGGACAUUCUUAUACUGCACAUCCAAUUGGUUGUAUGAUGAUUGGGAAGCUAUCAUGUUUACCAAAUGUCAAAGGACUAUUUGCUAUAGGAACAAUAUUAGCUAUUGAAUUGAAAGAUAUUGAUGGUGGUGGUUAUGCUUCAGAGGUAUCAUUAGAAAUCAUAAAACAAUUAUCAAAUUCAAAUUACAGUAAGGAUGAUAUCAAAAUAUUAUCAAGGCCAUUAGGAAAUGUAAUUUAUUUGAUUUCCUCUUUGAUUAGUGAACCUUAUAAUAUUAGGAGGUUAGAAAAGAAGAUGAAGAGUAGUAGUAGUUUCUUUUUGAGAAAUGGUAUUGUUUGCCAGCAAUAUUUAUCUAAAGAAAAUAAAGUCUUUGAGAUCUUUAUAUAA
Molecule: messenger RNA, 947 nt
Organism: Dentiscutata erythropus
Lineage: Eukaryota; Fungi; Glomeromycota; Glomeromycetes; Diversisporales; Gigasporaceae
Source: the annotation of a GenBank genome assembly